UUUUGUCCCUCUUUCCAUUUUCAAAAUGUUGAAUGGCGGUAAGGUUUAAUGUAUCUGCCAGUAAGUGUCAGUUAGGGGGUCACUCCCCUAUUAGUAGUUUAUAGUCCAUAAUAAAACAAUGUUUAAGGAAUCGGACAGAAAGUAAAUAAUAAGCGUUGCUAUGUGAGUGUACAAGGGCAGGCAGUACAGCCCAUUCCCUAGGCAGGAAACCCGGAAGGGAGUGUUUUCAGAUUCCGAGCGCUAUUCGCGGAUCCCGAAUUUAAGGCUCCAGUUCUGUUCACACUGGCGCACUCGUCGCUAAACUUGUAUAGCCCGUAUAUACACGGAGUUUAUUCACUGCAAGCAAAGCGUUUGCGGUUUUGCCCAAACUAAAUAUGGCGGCGCGGCCGGACUGCUUCCGGUCAUAUGACUGCCGCUGGCUCACUCACGCUGUAGGAAGUUCUGCUCUCUUGUUGUGAUCUGCAGCAGCGCUGCCCAGCCUGGCACCUUCGCUUCUGCUCCUGAAGUCGCCAUGUUUGGCUCCUCGCGAGGGGGAGUGCGUGGGGGGCAGGACCAGUUUAACUGGGAAGAUGUGAAAACGGAUAAACAGCGAGAAAACUACCUAGGAAAUUCGCUGAUGGCGCCUGUAGGACGAUGGCAGAAGGGCAAAGAUCUGACCUGGUACGCCAAGCAGAAGGGCGGAGGGGCAAAGCUAUCCCGGGAGCAGGAGCUGGCUGCUGUGAAACAGGCCGAAGAGGAAGCCAUGUUGGCUGCACUGGGCUACAAGAAUGUGAAGCGUCAGCCCACUGGGCUUAGCAAGGAGGAGUUUGCCGAAGCGUGCAAGAGGGACGGGGCGGAGAGAGACGAGAAGGAUGUGGACAGAGUCCUGGGCUUAGGAAGCUCGAGUGGGACCAGUAAAAUGAUGCUGUCAAAGGAAGACAAAGAAGCAGCAAAAAAGGGUUUCUCCAUUUUCACACACCAGAAGGCACAAGAAGCAGCUGUUGAUAAGAGGAAAGCAGAAGCAGUGGAGGAAGAUGCAAAGCUUAGCAGGAAGAAGGCCAAGAAGGAAAAGAAGAAGAAGAAAAAGAAAGAGAAGAAAAAGCAGAAGAAGAAGAAAAAUGACCGAGAAGAUUCCUCAUCCUCUUCAUCUGAUGACAGGGAAAGGUGGAGGAAAGCCGGCUCCCCGAGAUCUCAUUCAUCAUCGCCCCGGCACAUUGGAGCCUGCAGGCCUGACAGCCAUUCAUCAGCCGAGAGAGGCUCGCCGAGGACACGCAGGAGACAGCGCCAUGACACCCUUUCUUCACAUGAGGGUUCUCCUCGCCGGCUGGCACGGCCCCCCGCCAAGUCAAGAAGCCGAAGUCGUGAUCGAGGGGACGCACACCGGCGGAGGAGGAGGAGGUCAGGGUCUCCGCGAGGAGCCAAGCGAAGGCAUGACACAGACUCGGAUGAUUGAGUGAGGAGGGGCUGGAUAAGGAUGGUGGCAUCGGGGUCCCUAAACUGGGAGCAAUAAAGGUUACAGGAACCUAUUGACUUCUAUGCAGUUAGGGGGGGUAUGGGAUAUACUUGCACCAACAGUUUUAUAUUAAAUGCAUAAGUUUGUAUUUACCCCUGGGAACUAUGGGAAAAGUACGGUUGUUGUUUUUUUUAGUUGUAUAAGGGAAUACAGUUCACUCUGCCUCCUA
Xenopus tropicalis (tropical clawed frog) is the source of this 1661-nucleotide messenger RNA. RefSeq names its product chromosome 6 C1orf35 homolog (gene c6h1orf35). The transcript is spliced from 9 exons. The coding region runs from base 512 to 1432 and encodes 306 amino acids. NCBI's taxonomy places the organism in Eukaryota, Metazoa, Chordata, Amphibia, Anura, Pipidae. The record is from RefSeq and is a predicted model, not a curated record.